Molecule: messenger RNA, 3180 nt
Organism: Diorhabda carinulata
Lineage: Eukaryota; Metazoa; Arthropoda; Insecta; Coleoptera; Chrysomelidae
Product: trypsin
Exons: 6
Coding region: 287-1636 (449 amino acids)
Biological process (GO): proteolysis
Molecular function (GO): serine-type endopeptidase activity
Source: RefSeq, a predicted model, not a curated record
AUUUUUCAUCGGUAGUCCGCUUGUAGUAGACCAGCUGACGUUUAGUACGAAGUCUGGCUGUGAUGCAUGAAUAGAUGCAACACUGUGAGCAGUCGUCUCCACAAUUUUCGCGCGAUGUAUUAGAGAUUCGUAUUUCGUCUUUUUUUUCAAAUUUUUAUCUGUUUUUAGGUGAUAAAUUUCAUCAUUUGUUUUAUUUACGUUUAGAUAAUGUAUCAAAACGAGAUUUUUAUUUUAGUAAAUUGCAAAGUUUAAUUUUAUUUGUGGCUUUCGGUAAAACUGUGGAAAUAUGAGUGACUUUUAUUUGGUGUGGAUUCUGCUCGUUAUAAAUUUGGGAUUCGCUUUGAAUUCUAAACCUACACUAGAAAACAUGUUUUCUCUUCAAAGAAACAUGGAUUCCAUGUACAAAAAUAUGACUAUGGAAUAUUCAGAUUGGACCUUUUGGAGUAGAUGUAACAAAUGUGUUCAAAGAAGAAUGAAAGAAUGUCUGCGAGAAGGUUGCGAAGGACACAGAAUAUACCAAGAAAAACCUUGCGACCAAAAACGAUGUAAACGAAAAUCCAGACAAAAAAAUAGUUUCAAAAUUGUACAUUUGAAUAAGAACAGCAACUAUCUGAUGAAACAAGGUCCUUCGGAUAUUUGGAGUAGAUGGAGCGAAUGGACGUCUUGUAAUAGGAGUUGUAGGACUUCAAGGAAUAGGAAAUGUAAAAAACCGAGUAGAUGUGGAAAGAAAAUCCAAACAGAAAACGCCUAUUGUUAUCACAACAAAACUAAAUGUGAAAUUUACGUACUUAAUUUGAUAGAUAGAAAUAAAACUAGAGAUUCGAGAAAGUAUCACUACGACAGCAGUACCAACCGUCACAACAACACUGUCAGCCAAACUCGUAAAAAUAAAAGAACCAAAAGAUGCGGGAUACCCAAUAGAAAAUCCACAAUGUUGCGUAUAAUAGGCGGAGUCGAAGCCAGAAGGUAUAAAUGGCCUUGGCAUGUUGCCGUUUUGAACCAGUAUGGAGAAGCGUUUUGCGGCGGUACCCUAAUUGCACCACGAUGGGUACUAACAGCGAAUCACUGUAUUAGAAAAUUCCUGAAAGUGAGACUAAACUCGCACGAUUUACGAUCAACCGAUGGUAGCGAUCUUGAAAUGACGGUCUACAAGAUGUUUCCACAUCCUAAGUUCAGUUAUAAAACAGUAGAUAACGAUAUCGCUUUGUUGAUGUUACCUAGAGCCGUUAAGACGCCUAUAGCUUGCCUACCCGAUAGAAAACCGAAAAUCAGGCAGAUUUGCUCGGUAAUGGGAUGGGGAAAAGUUAAUCCGGAUCACGUUUUCGGAGUACCUGUUCUUAAUGAAGCGAAGCUACCGAUUGUUCGUCAAAAAACCUGUCGUAAAUCAUAUAAACAGUUCAUGAUAAGCGACAAUAUGCUUUGCGCUGGUUGGUAUUCGGGCAGAGCUGAUACUUGCGCCGGAGACAGUGGUGGGGGUCUGAUGUGUCCGACUAGAAAAAAUAAAAAAACGUCCUACAGUAUCCACGGGAUCACCAGCUUUGGAGACGGUUGCGGAAGGCGACAAAAAUAUGGAAUUUACACUACGGUGUAUAAUUAUAUCGGCUGGAUUAAGUAUAUAAUCGAUCACUAUUCUUAAUAAUAUAAAAUUUCUAAUAAUUUUUUUAUUAUCUCCGUAUUUUUUCAAUCACCCUGUAUAUUAAAGUAGUAUACGGGAUUGAUAUUUAUUCUGACGUCAUACUAAACACGAUAUUAAUCAAAACCGGUAGUGGCUACUGUUACUUUGUUGUAUGCGUAAAUAUAACUAUUUAAAUGUUUUGUCGUUAUAUAUAUAUUUUUUUAAUAUUAGCCGAUUUACAAAUAAAAAAAAAACUAUAAAAAACUAAUUCAAACAAUGUUAACCAAAGGUUAUGCUUGUCUCCCAGCGGCCAUAUUGGUAUUACAAACGUCAAAAUAUUUUGAAAACUACUGGAUUGUAGGAUUGAUGAAUGAUAAAUGACAGCUAUCAGAAGAAGUCGACAUAAAUCCUUAUGAAUAGAAUUAAAUUAAUGUUACAACUUUUUACUUCUUAAACCUUUUUUAAUAUCUGUUUGUUUAUAACUAAUCAUGAAUUUAGGUUUGUUCUAAUUUAAAAUUAGUUUUUGAAAAAACUAUUUCAGUUUUUAUCUAUGGAGUUAAUAUUAAAGAUAGAGAGAGCGAGGUAUGACAGUUCUAGAACUGUUGAUAGAGAGAGAAAUAACUUUGUAUCUAUCUCUCUAUUCUCUAUUUUGAUUGGAUCGCAAUGACGUCGAAGUUUCAAGUAGUGGGAACAGCAAAGUAAGAGAAUAACAAAUUUUAAUUCUUUUCGCAAGUAGAGGGUGAAAGGGAGCGGUAAACUUUUCUUUCUCUUCCAAUACAGUUCCACUUACAUAUCGCUCUCUCUAUCUUUAAUAUUAACUAUGAUUUUAAUCACAAUAGAAUUUGACAUUGACAAUUGACAUUAUGUAAUUAUAAUUAAAAGACAAAUGUAAGUAUACGUUUUUACCGUUAAUUUGUGUUAUCAUGUUUAUUAUUACUGACGUCAGAAUAAAGGAGUGUAUAAUUAAGUGACCGCACUGUAUUUUGAUUAAAUGUAGUUUUUUUUAUUUAAUUUAUAUACAAUCUUGAUUACUUCGACGAUAUUACAGUGUAAAUUAAAUAUAAUGUAAGUUUUAAUUUCUUUUCUAUGAAAAAUACUUUUGAAACAUAAUAAGGAAUAUUUCGACUUAUAAAGCAUCACGUUAAGAAUGUUUUGUUCGAUUUUAUGAGUUUAUUGUGUAGUAUAAUGAAGAAACUAUAGAAAUUUACUCCCGAUUUUCUUUUUUCUUCUGAUUUAGGGGUUAGGUUAGGUUAGUCUCAUCGAAAAUAUUAUUCCAACUAAAAAUCUUUCUGUUUAGAAUGUUUCAAUUUAAUUUAAUUAGUUGCUUGUAAACUAAAUUGACCUAAUUCGCUUUAUAGAAUUAGAACUGGGUAAAUUUCUGUUUAAUUGUUUUUAAUCAAUAUAAUCUAGUCAUUAUCAGCUACUAAACUAAACUGAAGGUGUAAUUGACUGCCAUAUAGAUUUAGGGGCGUAACGUAGGUUAAGGGCGUUAAUUAGGAUUUAAUAAUAAGAUAAUUUUGUAUAUACCAAUUAUUUAGUUUAUAUAAUAAACUUGUAAUACUUCA